AUAAUCAAAUACAGCAGCAGGCUUCCUGGAGAGGUGGUUGGUGCCCCAGACUGUCAGUGUUUAAGAGGCAUUUGAGCAGUGGUGUAACUUUAGGGCAGCCCUGAACUGGUCAAAGCAGUUGGACCAGAUGAUUGUCAUAGGUUCCUUCCAGCUGAACUGUUCUAACAUGAAGGUUUUAUUGGUUUUAGAGUUUGGUUUUACGUGCUACAGUCUGUUCUGUCAUUUACGGUUUGUUGUACAAAACCACGUUGUCACCUUUCUGCUACAGAGGGCAGUGAGUCAUUAAUCUUCGGGCUUACUUGGCGUUUGUUAGUCAUAUCCGUAUUUACUGAUACGUGUCACUCAAAACCUGGGCUCUUGUAUCCAAAUGAAGCAGGUGGUGAUAAGAAAGAGCCAGGGAAUUUUCCAAAGGUAAAUAGUGUCACUAAGCUGGUAACCUUUUACAACAAAAGGAUGUUUUCUGUCAAUAUGGGUAGAGCAGUGGAUGUCAGCAAAACCAUUGAUACUCUUCCCCACAAUCCUCUCCAGGCUGAACAGGGAUUUGAGUGGCCUGGCCUAAUGGAAGGUGUCCCCUGCCCAUGGCAGGGGGUUUGGAACAAGGUGAGCUUCCAACCGAAACCAUCCUGUGAUUCUGUGAUUCUCCUGGACUGCCUGGGUAAGCUGUGGGACAGGUAAUAAGCUGGCUCAGGCUGUGCUCAGAGGGAUUUUACUCAGGGGUACUGGUUUGGAAAUCCUUACUGGAUGCCAUGAGAGAUGGGAAGGUGGUGUCUUAUGCAGUAGCCAUCUUCUCCACUAUCUUUUCAGUGAUGUUGAAUCUUCCACAGAGCAGUGAAAUAAAUGUUCCAUCCAGAGCCUUGUUCUUCAAAGAAAAACCAUCCUAAAGAGUGUUUUCUGCUGUUUUAAGGCAGAACACAACCUCUACAAGGCUGCACGCUGUCAGAUUGCACUAAGGAUGCUGGCUUGUGCUCAGCAGUGUGUUGCAAUGCCCUUCUCAAUACAGUUCUAAGAUCACACCUCUCUCAGCUUGGCCUUGUGGAUGCUUUUGACAGAAAUACCUCCAUGUGUUCCAUGGCCUGCCAGUACCUGCUCUCCACUCUUGUCUAUUCAGCCCUUUCUCUCCACUAUGGCACACUCCCCACCUCUCCCUUCAUUCUUCAGGACGAGUCAGAGAGGAGCUGAUUGUCCUCUUCUGGGGUGAAGCAAAGUGAACAAUGCCAUCACUUGCAAAGAGGAAGAAUUUUGUCAUGGAAAUGGUGGUCAGGCAUUGGGAGGGGCUGCUCAGGGAGGUGCUGGAGUCCCCAUCCCUGGAGGUGUUCAAGGAAUACCUGGACAUGGUACUCAGUGCUCUGGGCUGGUUACAAGGUGAAUAUUGGUCACUCAAUGGUCUUGGAGGUCUCUCCCAACCCAAAUGGUUCUGGAAUUCUGUGCUCUGUGAAAAGAGAAGACAGCCUGUGCAACACAGUCAGCCUGUGCUGCUUAGGUGUGGGGUGAUGAAAAGCUAUGAGAAGUCCAUGAUGUCGUUGGAAAAGAAAAAUGCAGGAUUUGCUUUCUGCCAGGAUAGGCUGAUGCAGCUAGUUCUUUCCGGAUCAGGCUGUUUAUAUUUUCUGCCCUUUUCCUACACCAUUCUUUCUUUUUUUCCCCCUAAACUAGUGACCAUCACUGUGUAAAAUACAGACUUUCCACAUGAAAGGCUCCUUUUGGGAAGUGGAACUUUCCAUAAUUCUCUUUUUCAGCUGUAUACAGAGAGGGUUCUUGGGAGGGAGACACACAACCCUGUGCUGUGGCCAGGGAAGUUCUGGCAUAGCUCCAUUUAACCAUCUUCCUUACACUUGAAGAUCCUAAAGCUUGUAAGAUUUACUGUUUCACUAAACAAUAAAGCAGUUCCCUGGGGGAAUGCAAAGGAGGAGUUAGUGUAGGGUUAUCUUUCCUAGACUUUGCUUCUGUGUUCUCAGUGAUGCUUUCACAUAAUGGUGCACUCUUGUUUAUAGGAGAGACAGGGUGGGUACAUGUAUGUGUAUUUUUAGAAAGAAUCAUUGUGACAGGAAUUUCUUGUCCAAAAUUCUAAUUUUUCUGAGACAGACUUAAAUACUAGAAUGCUGUGAAUGCUCCACACUUAAGAACCAGUGCUCUUCUGGCACAGUAGGGACUUGUCUCUCUCUACUGUUUUUGCCUCUCUGUACAGGAUUAUGGCUGGCAUAGAGUUAAUUUUCUUGACAGUGGCUGGUCUGGAUCUGUGUUUGGAUCAGCGAUGGAAGCGCAGGAAUGUUGUAGCUGUUGCUCAGUGGUGCUUACACAACAUCAAGGUCUAUUCUGCUCCUCACCAGUGUGGAGCUGGGGUGUGCAAGGAGCUGGGGGAGACACAGCUGACCCUGACUGAGCACAGAGGUCUCCCACACCAGAGGAGACCAUGCUCAGCAAUAAAAGCUGGGGAGGAAGGAGGAAGGGGGGUGUUCCCAAGUCACCGUUAUGCGUGAUGGAGCCCAGCUUUCCUGGGAUGGCCGAACACCCGCCUGCGGCGGGAGGCCGGGAAUGAAUUCCUUUUGAUUUGCUUGCUUGUGCAGGUUUUGCUUUGCCUGUUAAACUGCCCUUGUCACAACCCACAAGUUUUUGCAUUUUCACCUUCUGAUUCUCCCCAUCCUGCUGCAAGGGGCCGACUCACCCAAGGCCAGACCCCCAACAGGAAGCAGAGGCAGGAUGGAGUGAUGAAUCUCACCCCAACUCACUAAUUCUGUGUCACCUGGCUGCCCUUCAAUGCCCCAGUCUCUGAGCAACCCGCCUCCACAUGAGGACAAGUAUUCGUGCCUGGCAUAAUUUUUUUUUUUUGGUGUAACCAAAGCUGACAAUUCGUGUACAACACCCCAGGAGAGAGCAAUGAAUCAAUUGUAAAAGUGUAAAAAAUGGGCUUUUGUGAUCCGUGGGCUCUACCAACCCCUGAGCGAGAAAUGGCACAGCUGACGUGUGUAAUGUAACAGGAGAAAGAGGUCGCUGAAAUGUGCCCCCCCUGCCAGCAGCAGCUGGUGCUAUGCCAAGAGUAACCCUAGAAAUUCUCCAUAAAAGAGCACAUUGACUCAGGUUCUACCAAGAAACUCAAGGAAAGCAACCCUACACCUUGCUAAUCUCUGCAUCUUGGCAUGCCAGGUGUCUCAUCAUUUUCAGUUUCUGCCUGGGACUUUCCUGCCUCUCGGGAUUCUUCCAUAUGAAGAGUAAGAAUUACAGAAUCUCAAAGAGCCACGAGGAGCUGCUGAUCCCUCCCACGCCGUGCCAUGCCAAGACAAACGUCAUGUUCCUCAAAACCCACAAGACUGCCAGCAGCACUGUGCUCAACAUCAUGUUCAGGUUUGCAGAGAGGUACAACCUCACUGUCGCCCUCCCUGCUGACCAGCUCUUCCACCUGGGAUACCCAAGGACUUUCGUGGCCCAGUUUGUGGAGGGCUUUGAAACCAUAGGCCAAAAUUACAACAUCAUGUGCAAUCACCUGCGGUUUAACCCCUUGGAGGUAAAAAGGGUGAUGGCAGCCAACACCUUCUACUUCUCCAUCCUGAGGAACCCCAUUCCUCUGCUGGAGUCUUCCUACAUCUACUACAAGGACUAUGUGCCUGCCUUCAGGAGCUCCAAGGAUGUGAACGAGUUCCUGGAAUCACCCACAAAGUAUUACCACCCAGCAGAUUACAGGAAAAACAUCUACGCCAGGAAUAUCAUGUGGUUUGACUUCGGCUAUGACAACAACGCGGAGGAUGACACGAACUAUACCCAGGCUGUCCUGGAGGAGAUCGAGCAGCACUUCCACCUCAUCUUAAUAGCAGACUACUUUGAUGAGUCCAUGAUCCUCUUGAAGCACACUUUGUGCUGGGAUCUGGAUGAUGUGAUUUACUUCAAGCUCAAUUCCAGAAGCCAGGAUACUGUCCAGACGUUGACUCCGGAAAGUGAGGAGCAGAUAAAAGCCUGGUGCUCGCUGGACUGGAAGCUCUACCUGCACUUCAACCAGAGCUUCUGGAGGAGAAUUGAGGAGACCAUAGGGCUGGAGAUGCUGGAAAAGGAGGUGGAUCACCUGCGGACCAGACAGAAGGAGCUCAUGGAGACUUGUCUCUCAGAGCAGGAGGCAGUGAGGAAGGAUCACAUCAGGAAUAAAGCUCUCCUACCUUUCCAGUCAGGGGCUGCAAAUAUCCUGGGUUACAACAUCAAACAAGACUUGGACAACACGACUCUGAGAACCUGCCAGAAAAUGGUCAUACCAGAGCUCCAGUACACGUCUUACCUUUAUGCUGUCCAACACCCGCACAAGAAAAGGAAAGAUGUGGGAUUGCCAUUGCUGUGGACCAGUCUCCAGGAGAAGAUGCAGCUCCCAGGGUCCAACUAGGACAUGUGACAACCCACUGUGGCUUCCCACCGCUUUGCAUCACCCCUUGUCUGACAUGAAACUGACCCACAGGACUCCUGUACAUGAGGGGGAGGCAGUGGGGGCUUUGUUUAGGGACACCAAGUUGGUGGUUGGUCUCUUUUUGGGGACCUUGAGCCAAAGGCUUUGCAUUGUCCAGAUCCUGGGUGAUCCCAUCUGCCUGCUCCUGGCUGGAGGGAGCCAGGCUGGCUGCAGCUGGCCAAGACAUUCCAGCCUCUUAAUCAUUAAUCAGGAGGUUGAUCAUUUGCCUUCAUUUGAUUUUAUUUGAUAUCCAUUGUUGCAUCAGUCUGGUCACAGCUCACUGGAGCAAG
Pyrgilauda ruficollis (rufous-necked snowfinch) is the source of this 4707-nucleotide messenger RNA. It is a transcript of the gene GAL3ST2, whose product is annotated as galactose-3-O-sulfotransferase 2. Gene Ontology annotation, biological process: glycolipid biosynthetic process; glycoprotein biosynthetic process. Gene Ontology annotation, cellular component: membrane. NCBI's taxonomy places the organism in Eukaryota, Metazoa, Chordata, Aves, Passeriformes, Passeridae. The transcript has 4 exons. Bases 3197 to 4357 code for a protein of 386 amino acids. The record is from RefSeq and is a predicted model, not a curated record. Gene Ontology annotation, molecular function: galactosylceramide sulfotransferase activity.